This is a messenger RNA of Bombyx mori (domestic silkworm), 1196 nucleotides long. RefSeq names its product prostaglandin reductase 1. The record is from RefSeq and is a predicted model, not a curated record. Gene Ontology annotation, biological process: prostaglandin metabolic process. Gene Ontology annotation, molecular function: 2-alkenal reductase [NAD(P)H] activity; 15-oxoprostaglandin 13-reductase [NAD(P)+] activity. Gene Ontology annotation, cellular component: cytoplasm. The transcript has a single exon. NCBI's taxonomy places the organism in Eukaryota, Metazoa, Arthropoda, Insecta, Lepidoptera, Bombycidae. Bases 124 to 1146 code for a protein of 340 amino acids.
UGAUUAGCCCUAACGCUUUGAUAUCGCAUAAUAUCGAUAAAGAUAUUUAUUAUCUGAUAAACUAUUACAUACUAUUUAUUGUGUUAUUUGAAAUUUGUAAGUCAGUCGUUUGCUAUAAUUAAAAUGACGAAGGCACGUAAAUACGUUGUUAACAAAUUCUUUGAGGGCGUACCGAAGCGGGAGGAUUUCGACAUUGUAGAGUACGAUCUUCCACCAGUGGGAAACGGUGACAUAUUAGUGAAAACGGAAUGGAUCAGCGUAGACCCUUACCAGCGAGCCUACAAUUCACAUCAAAAGCUGCCUUACGACACGUUCGGUUUCCAAGUUGGCGUCGUGGAGGAUUCAAAAAAUCCAAAGUUUCCCGUUGGCACCAGGGUAGUAUCGCACAAAGGCUGGUGUGACUAUUACGUGUUUAAUAACACCAAUAAUUCCGGCGACGGAUUUCUUAAUACAUUUGAUCGAGUUUACAAGCUACCCAACUUAAAAGGUUUGUCACAUUCUCUGGGAAUUGGAGCCGUGGGUAUGCCGGGUGCCACAGCCUACUUCGGAUUCUUGGAUAUUUGCAAACCGAAGCCAGGCGAGACAGUAGUUGUGACGGGAGCGGCAGGCGCUGUUGGUUCUCUCGUCGGUCAGAUAGCAAAGAUUAAGGGGUGCACAGUUAUCGGUUUUGCCGGUUCGGAUGACAAAGUUAAAUGGCUGGAAGAGGAACUCGGCUUCGAUAAAGCGUUAAAUUACAAGACGGUCGACGUAUCUUUAGCGCUUAAAGAAUCCGCACCAAAUGGCAUCGACUGUUAUUACGAUAAUGUCGGUGGCGAAAUAAGCAGCCAAAUAAUGAGCCAGAUGAACGAUUUUGGCAGAGUUGCUAUAUGCGGCAGUAUCAGCUCUUACAAUGAAAACUUGAACAACUCGCCAAAAGCUAGUAUCAUUCAACCAUCUGUGGUGUUUAAGCAACUGAAAAUAGAAGGGUUUAUUGUUUCGCGGUGGUUGGAGCAUUGGUCGGAAGCAUUCUCCAACCUAACCGAAUGGAUCCUCAGUGGAAAAUUGAAAGUAAGAGAACAUACUACAGAAGGUUUUGACAAUAUCUACGACGCAUUUGUUGGUAUGUUAGCCGGUGAGAAUUAUGGUAAAGCUGUUGUCAAAGUAUAAGUAAUAUACAUAUAUACCUACUCGUAUGUAUAAUAAACUAUUAAUUUGAA